AAAAUUUACUUAUUUUUUGCUGCCCCACUUGCAUUCCCUUGAUGAACUCUUUCUCAUCUUAGCUGAGUGAAGUUGGCUUAUAAAUAGAGAGAAAGAGGGUGAGGUAAUUGUCAAGUGAAGCAGUGAGAAGUUUGGUGUGAGAGUACUAGAAAUGGUGAUAAUGGAGGGUGGUUCCAAGUGGUUACUCUAUGUUGCUGGUGGUCUUCUAAUCCUGAGAUUUUUGCUGAGGAAUGUGAAUUGGUUUCUCUAUGAAUACAAGCUUGGUGGGAAGCAAUACUUUCUUCCUCCAGGUGACAUGGGCUGGCCCUUAAUUGGAGACAUGUGGUCCUUUCUCAGUGCUUUCAAGACCAACAACCCUGAUUCCUUCAUUGAUUCAUUUUACUCUAAGUAUGGAAAAACUGGCAUAUACAAGGUGUUAAUGUUUGGAAAUCCAAGUGUAAUCGUGACAACACCUGAAGCAUGCAAAAAAGUGUUGACAGAUGAUGACAAAUUCACUCUUGGAUGGCCUCGUUCUACAGUAGAACUCAUGGGAGAAAAGUCAUUCAUUUCAAUACCUGCUGAUGAACACAAACGCCUCAGGCGUUUAACAUCUGCUUCAAUCAAUGGCUAUGAAGCACUCUCUGUGUACAUCACAUUCAUUGAAAAAGUUGUCAUAAGUUCAUUGGAGAAAUGGACCACCAUGGGGGACAUUGAGUUUUUGACUCAAAUGCGCAAGCUUACCUUCAAAAUCAUUAUACAUAUUUUCCUUAGCUCAGAAAGCGAGUCUGUCAUGGAGGCUUUGGAAAGAGAAUACACAAUACUUAACCUUGGUGUUAGAGCCUUGCGUAUUAACCUUCCCGGAUUUGCAUUCCAUAAAGCAUUCAAGGCUAGGAAAAAUCUAUUGGCUGUAUUUCAAACUAUUGUGGAUAAAAGAAGAAAGGAAAGGAUCGGAAAAGCACCCGCCAAGAAAGCCAAAGAUAUGAUGGAUGCUCUGCUAGAUGUUGAAGAUGAAAAUGGAAGAAAAUUGGGUGAUGAUGAUGUCAUUGAUAUCAUGUUGAUGUACUUGAAUGCUGGUCAUGAAUCCUCAGGACAUAUUACCAUGUGGGCCACCUAUUUCCUCCAAAGGCAUCCAGAAUAUUUCAAGAAGGCUAAGGAAGAACAAGAAGAAAUCAUAAGGAAGAGGCCUCCAACACAGAAAGGAUUGGUACUGGAGGAAGUUAGGAAGAUGGAAUAUCUCUCAAAGGUGAUUGAUGAAACAAUGAGGGUUGUCACCUUCUCACUAAUGGUCUUUAGGGAGGCAAAAUCUGAUGUCAAUAUCAAUGGUUACUUGAUUCCAAAAGGUUGGAAAGUAAUGGCCUGGUUCAGGUCGGUUCACCUUGACAACGACAUAUAUCCUAAUCCAAAGGAGUUUAAUCCCGAGAGAUUUAGUGAGGUGCGCAAGGCUGGAGAAUUUCUUCCCUUUGGAGCUGGAACUAGACUGUGCCCUGGGAAUGAUCUUGCCAAGCUUGAAAUCUCUGUUUUCCUUCAUCAUUUUCUGCUGAAUUAUGAGCUUGAACAGCUUAAUCCAGAUGCCCCUCUGAGAUUCUUACCACACACAAGGCCCAUAGACAAUUGCAUGGCAAGGAUCAAGAGAGUCAAGUGAUUUCGUCAAGAUGGAAAAGGAGAAGCAUAUCUGUGACUGGCUCUUCUUAGUAUAAGAACCUAUCUACAUGUUUUCCAUCGAAUAAGACUAGGAUAUCUCAAAAUUAUUGCGUGUAUCAAACUUUAAUCGCUAGCUAGUGUCUAGUGUGUUACCCAUUUCGGUGAAUAAAUUAUGAAUUCUAUGAACUUUUGUUCCA
This is a messenger RNA of Cajanus cajan (pigeon pea), 1817 nucleotides long. Its product is annotated as ent-kaurenoic acid oxidase 2. The record is from RefSeq and is a predicted model, not a curated record. Gene Ontology annotation, biological process: brassinosteroid homeostasis; multicellular organism development; brassinosteroid biosynthetic process. Lineage: Eukaryota; Viridiplantae; Streptophyta; Magnoliopsida; Fabales; Fabaceae. Gene Ontology annotation, molecular function: ent-kaurenoic acid monooxygenase activity; iron ion binding; heme binding. Gene Ontology annotation, cellular component: endoplasmic reticulum.